CUUGUACGAGGUUCAGUUCCCAGUUGUUUUUCGUGUCGGAAAGUUGUCACUCGAGCGGCUACUCCCGAAGAGGCAAUUCCAUUCAAGUAGAGUUGAAAGUCUGUGGUCUUAAUAAUUGCAAACCGUUUUUGUGUAUGGGAUAUACAACUAUUUUACAACAGGAGAUUUUUGUUUUUGAAUGAAAACGGAUCGGUUCCACUCCCUAGGAGGCGAAAUUCCGCACGCGUAGCAAUUCGCGCGGAGCAAACAAUAGUAGAGUGAGUGCUUUCGGUGUUCCCCGUUGUUCUGUUGUUCGACUCUUUUUUUUUUAAUUGUGUGAAUGAAAAUUGCAAGUGCAAGGGACAAUUGUUGUGCCCUCCCCCUCCCCGUGAAUGAAGAUUCUGUUGUUCAAUACUGGAAACAAGUGCAUUUUCUAGUGUGUUGAGAAAUUUUCUGUGUUCUAAUUGUGAUCUCUCUGUAAACUUCGGCUUUGGAAAAAAAAAGUACGUUCCAAGGCCUCUCUGGUGGAAAAGAAAGCAAGUGCAAGUGAAAAACUAGUUACAGCAAACUGGAACGAAUCUGGAAACCGAGGGUUUGAUUCAUCCAGACCGAACCUUGGAAUCGCCAAGUGCCAAGCGUGCAAAAUAUGAUUUGGAGCAAGUCUCGAGCGAGCACUGUCAAUCACGGCGAAAAUGUAUCGACUAAUAUUGUUGAUGUGAUGCACUCGGCUCAGCUGGUCGUAGAAGAACAACAACAACAGCAGCAGAAACAGCAACCGGAAGUGGACUCGUUACCAUUGGUGCAUCGCAGUCACCUAGUGCAGCUAGGUAGCGCCGCUAAUCAACGCCUACUGCUAGUGUCGGAAGUCUGUCAGAAGAGUUCCAUCAACGACGCCUACUACAAUCUAGACAAGGUUCUAUCGUGAAGUGUCGAUUUUCGCGAAGAAGAAAUCCGCAAUCGGAAGGGGAGAAAAAGAAAGUUCGGUAAUCGAAUACAAGAAAGAAGAAGAAGAAGAUCGUGAAGACGUAGAAGAAGAAGAAGAAGUGUUGGAUGUGUACAAUAGAAAGCUAUAAGACGAAAUUAUUACCGAGCAAAGGAGUGAUAAAGUAAAACUUGUUGAGAGUAAAAGUUGUUACGAAGCAGAGAGUGGAAAACCUGUUGAAAGAGAAGCGAAAAAUCGUGAUCGAAGCUUGUGAAGCAACGUAUACAUCAAAAAAAAAAAUUGUAGUAAAAGGAAAAUCAUAGUAUCUGAGUUUUUAUUUGUUUAUUUUUGACGUCAUCAGUGUGCCGUAAGAGUGUGUAAGUGCGUGCGAUUCCGUCAAGGAAAACAAAGUCUGAUCACAUAUGAAAAAAUACUUCCUGAACAAAAUGUCAACCGGCAAGCGCUUGGCAAAACGGUCCAUCAUCGGCACCCGGGUGUGCGCUCCCGGUGUCGACGGAAUCUGGUACUCCGGGGUGAUCCAGGCCGUCAAGACACCGCCGUCCGCCAACCAGAAGGACAACAACAACUGCAUCAACCUGACGCCCAACACGCGCUACUCGGUGCGCUUCGACAGCAAGCAGGACGUCGCGAGGCGCGGGUUGGCCCGGGAGUUCCGCGAGAGCGAACUCAUCGGUCCCGGCUUCAAGACCAUCAUGGACGUCCGGCUGAAGCCGGGCCAGAAGGUGUUCCUCACCUACAAUGGGCGCGAAAGUGCCGGCGAGGUGCUGCAGCACGAUGACCUAAAAGACGAGAUUACCGUUAAGAUCGUACCCGUUGGACAAGAGGUAUGCAAACAUCCUACUAACGAUGAUCAGCCUCUUCCCACUAACGCCCCGAUCGAGCUGACCAAACGUCUCGAAGAAGUUCGCCUGCUGGAGUCGCGCCGUUCACCGCGGUUGGCCGAUCAGGAGAAGGACACGGACUUUGCCCGGCUGGCGGACAUGGCCGGCGACCGCCGACGACAAUCACACAGCAUCGAUGUGCCAUUCUCACUCACGCAACAAAAUGGAUCUCGUAAACGACGCCCCUCAUACUCACAGGACGACCGGGAAUAUUACAGUAUUAACGACGACGACCCGAUGGACGAAUGCAACGCUGCCCUGGUACUUAUGAGUCUGUCCUGUUCGCCGAACUCUUCCGUGACGGGUUGGGAAACCAUCUUGGGAACCAGCUCCGGCAGUAGCAGCACAUCGUGGAGCACCGGUUCGACCACGCCGCCACUCAGCGAGGAUGGACUUUCCACGUCACCGAACAGCACCAACAGCAGCAGCAGCAGCACCAGCAGUAGCAGCAGUAGCGGAAUCAAUAGCAAUGGCAGUAGUCCACCGGACAAUACUAAUAACAACAACAACAACAACAACAACAACAAUAUCACCAUCAACAACAACAACAACAACAACAACACUGCCAACACCAACGGUACCACCAAUGACAUUGUGAUUCGCGGCCCCCGGACCACAUCGAUCUCCACCUCGGACGAAGGCAUCGGAAUGGACUACAACGAGGAUCUGCCACGGAAGCGACGGGCGAGCCAACCAAUCUACAAAUGCACCUGGAAGGGUUGUGGCGUCAUCUACACAUCUUGUUCUGAGGUCACCGCUCACGUACGAAACGCACAUCUAGGUCCCCGCAAACCGGACGAGGACAGCGACGAGGAGGAUUUCUUCUUCACCGAGAUUGAGGAUGAGAGUGACAGUGGCCAUAGUGCGCCCCAUCCGCCAUCGCCACCGACUCUGAGCCACCGCGACAUGGCUCGACCCCCGCACGAGGAUCCCGAGUACCAGCGGCAGAUCGUUGGUAACUACAGGCAAGGGCUGCUGUCCUUGUCCUCCCAGCAGCUGCAGCAGCAACAGCCUCUGCAGCAACAUCCACACCUGCAGCACUAUGGACAACAGAUCCAGCAGCAGCAGCAGCUCAGUGCUGCCAUCAAACCGCCACUGCCAGGCCACCAAGCCGCCCAGCUCCAUCUCCACCACCAGCAACAGCAGCAGCAGCAAAGUCUGAACAAUAACAACAACAGCAACAGCAGCAACAACAAUGCCAUCAGCCAGUCGGGAAGCAACAGCAAUGGAAGCAGUGGUGGCGGCGGCGGUGGCAGCAGUAAUGGCGGCAGCAGCGGAGCCAUCCUCCCGCACAGCAACACGUCGCCGCUGAUACAUCACAACUACACCUGGUCGCAGGUUAGUCCGACAUCGCCCCAGAAGCACGUCCGUCUGUCGCCCCGCCCGUCCUACCCGUACCCAUCGCCAAACUACUCAAACCAAAUUGCACAACAACAUCACUACCAGCAACAGCAACAGCUCGGUCAGAUCCAGCUCUCCCCGGGUGGUACCAACUACCAUCAGCAGUCGACGCUCGGCGGCAUCGGUGGAUCCGCUGUCGCCACCGCCGUCGCCGCCGUCACCGGUCAGGUGCAAUCGAUGAACGGUGCCGGUCCGUUCGUCACCCCGGGAACCAGUCCCGGAUCGACGGCCAGUAGCAACCGUUCGCCCCUGUCGCCGAACCGCCGGACACGAGGGGAGAACAAAAAGUGCCGCAAGGUCUACGGCAUGGACCACAAGGAACAGUGGUGCACCCAGUGCAAGUGGAAGAAGGCCUGCAGCCGCUUCGGGGACUGAUCCUCCAAGUCGCGGAAGCCACCGCCGCCAGCGGCGGCGACGGCAUCAGCCUCUUCUCCGCAACAGCAGUCUCAGUCUGUUGCGAUAGCAGCGCCUCUAGCGGUUGUGCUAUCAAACCACCACCAACACCACCAGCAGCAGCAGCAUCAUCACCACCAACAACAACAACAACAACAACAACAACAACAGCAACAUCACAACAAUAGCAGCAACAGCAACAACCAUCGGCAACACCAGCAACAGCAAUCAGUCUGAUGCGAGCGGCGAAAGCGUGGCGAGUUGCUCAAUGCUUCGUAUGGUUUAGUGAGAGAGUAGAUCGUGUGCGAGUGUUAGUAAGACGAGCGCGUGCACUGUAAAUAUAAACGUGAUAUAUUUUAGCGAAAAGAAAAAAAAAUGAUGAAAAUGAAAGCAUGUGUAUGGGGAUAAAAAUGACAGACAGGCCGAAAAAAAAAUGUGGAAAUCAAUUCGUAAAGAGAUAGUUUGUAGGUUCUAUUGAGUGUAAUAAUGUUAGCUAUUUAUAUUCUCAGCCAGCGUAGGCAAGUGGAAAAAGUCGCAGCAGAAGAAGAUUUGAACAGAGCAUAGCCAGAAGAAAACACUACACAGAAAAUGGAAAUGGAGCGUAUUUUUGUACUAAACAACAGCACUACUACUACUACUACUGACAACUGCAUACUACUAUUACUCGAUAAGUAGUACAGAGCAAUAGUGUGACUCUAAACAAAAACCAAAUUCAAGUCUUUCCUGCACGUUGUUACACAGUUUAUAUUUUCCGUAUUUGACGCCCCUCAAACGAUUGAAACUGAUUUUAAUCAUCGAAUCGAGAAAACAAAGUUUAUAAGCUUCAAGUUGCAACCGCAUGUGAUUUUUAAAAACUGUUACAUACACGCUAUAUAUUUUCAUGGAAAAGUAAAUCGUACUACAAAAGCAAAAUGCAUCGCUGUUGUUCAAACUACUCUUUUUUGUUGAUUUUCUAAAUAUGCAUAUUAUAGGACACAAAUGCGCUAAAUGUUGUACUCUAUUGAACGUUUUUUCUCUAAUAUCCUCCCCACCCCCAUCUAAUUCACACACACACACACAAACACCGACACAGAAGUAAGCAAAACACAUACAUAACAGAACGAAUAAAAAAACUGAAUUCAUGAAAUCCAACAUCUGGCAGUGUUGACGAUUCAAAACAAUAACAACAACAACAACAACAGCCCGGUACGAUUCCAUUCCACCUAGCAAACCAUCACCUUAACAAGUAGCAACAGAACCGAACUUUGCGAAACCAAAAACACCCGAUCGAGCGCGCUACGGACCCGAACAGUGCACAGUAUAAGGACAGGACAAGUGGACGGAAAUGGAAUAGAAAAUAAAAAUUGGCUUUUGAAUGAUCGUCUAUCUCUUUAUCGAAUUACUCGAAGGAUAACAACAAGAGCAACAACAAAAAAAAAAGGUAAAAUUAAUGAAAAAUCGAAAAAAUAAUGAACAAAUACAUCCGUAAUUAAUAAAUGAAAAAUGCAACAAGACUUUUAAAGGCUGAUUUAGUUUUUAACGAAUAAAAACAACAACAACAACCACAAAACAUGCAAAAUGAUGGAACAACAAACAUCAACAAAUGACAACCGUAAAGCGUGUUGUUUGUGAACAAAGUACUGACCGUCAUAUCAGAGCAUGCUCUGCUUCGAAGAAGAAGAAGAAAAACAAAUUUAAGUGUCGAAAUUUUAACGACUUAUACGCACACACACCCGCCUUGCGGUGGCAGCCAUUGCGAUCUACCAUGUGCCGCUGUAAACAAAGACAUCAACCAACAACCAAACAAAGCCAGGGUGUGCGUGUGCGCUCAUGCGAAAAUUAGUGUGAAGAAGAAGAAGAAGAAGAAGAAAAAAGCGAAUAAAACCACUGCCAAUAAUGAUUAAAAACAUGAUUAAAACAAAAAAAAAAUAACUACAUUUAACUCUUACAUUGAAGUGAAAGCAAAAUGAUAUCGACUAAUUAUGCAAGCAAGAAAAAUAAACAAACAAAAAAAUCGAUAAUGUAUGUGUAAAACCUACUCUUUGACGUGUUUUCCAUGGUAAGUAAACAAAAA
This is a messenger RNA of Ochlerotatus camptorhynchus, 5650 nucleotides long. RefSeq names its product Glucose transporter 4 enhancer factor (gene Glut4EF). NCBI's taxonomy places the organism in Eukaryota, Metazoa, Arthropoda, Insecta, Diptera, Culicidae. Gene Ontology annotation, cellular component: nucleus. The transcript is spliced from 8 exons. Gene Ontology annotation, molecular function: DNA-binding transcription factor activity; RNA polymerase II cis-regulatory region sequence-specific DNA binding. The record is from RefSeq and is a predicted model, not a curated record. The coding region runs from base 1324 to 3579 and encodes 751 amino acids. Gene Ontology annotation, biological process: regulation of transcription by RNA polymerase II.